Molecule: messenger RNA, 294 nt
Organism: Ostrinia nubilalis (European corn borer)
Lineage: Eukaryota; Metazoa; Arthropoda; Insecta; Lepidoptera; Crambidae
Exons: 3
Coding region: 1-294 (97 amino acids)
Source: RefSeq, a predicted model, not a curated record
AUGGGUACGGGCGAGAGGUACCAGGAGAGGAGCGUGGUGCCUGACAGGCCGCCGCCUGCCUCGCACGCGCCGCCGCCUGUGAGCCAUGCGCCGCCGCCGCAGCCGAGGUACCAGAAGCGGAGCGCGGUGCCCGACAGGCUGCCGCCUUUCUCGCACGCGCCGCCGCCUGUGAGCCAUGCGCCGCCGCCGCAGCCGAGGUACCAGGAGAGGAGCGCGGUGCCCGACAGGCCGCCGUCUGUCUCGCACGCGCCGCCGCCUGUGAGCCAUGCGCCGCCGCCGCAGCCGGUGAGUUGA